Molecule: messenger RNA, 1721 nt
Organism: Lonchura striata (white-rumped munia)
Lineage: Eukaryota; Metazoa; Chordata; Aves; Passeriformes; Estrildidae
Source: RefSeq, a predicted model, not a curated record
AUGUCUCGUCAGUCUGUCUGCAGGAGCUUUGGAGGGGGGAGCAGGAGAGGCUUUAGCUCCUGCUCUGCAAUUGGUGGUGGCUUUGGAGGUGGCAGCCGGAGCAGGAGCAGCUACAGCUCGUACUCCGUGUCCAGGGGAUUCGGAGGCGGAGGACGGUGCGGGGGCUUUGGCAGCCGGAGCCUCCACAACAUGGGGGGCAGCGCCAGGAUGUCCAUGGGCGGGUGCUACGGUGGCGGGUAUGGCAGCAGGAUGGGCGGCUUUGGCGGGAGCUAUGGGGGUCUUGGCAGUUUUGGGGGCGGAAUGGGUGGAGGAGGAGGAGGAAUGUGUGGCUUUGGAGGAAUGGGUGGAGGUGGAAUGGGGGGUGGAGGAGGAAUGGGUAGCUUUGGUGGUGGAAUGGGUGGCUUUGGUGGUGGAAUGGGUGGCUUUGGUGGUGGAAUGGGUGGUGGAGGAAUGGGUGGCUUUGGUGGCCCAGGCUUUGGCAUGGGUGGCCCUGGGAGAGCCGGCCCUGGGAUCCAGCCAGUGCAGAUUGACACGACCCUCCUGCGUCCGGUCCAUGUGGAGAUUGAUCCCCAGAUCCAGCAAGUUAAAAACCAGGAGAAGGAGCAGAUCAAGACCCUGAACAACCAGUUUGCCUCCUUCAUCGACAAGGUCCGAUUCCUGGAGCAGCAGAACAAAGUGCUCUCCACCAAGUGGGAGCUGCUCCAGCAGCAAGGACCAACAGGGCCGAGGAAGAACCUGGAUGUGAUCUUUGAGAAUUACAUCCAGAACCUGCGGAGGCAGCUGGACUCAAUCCUGGCACAGCGGGGCCAGCUGGAAUCGGAGCUGCAGAACAUGCAGCAGUAUGUCGAGGAUUACAAAACCAAGUAUGAGGAAGAGAUCAACCGGCGCACGACAGCCGAGAACGAGUUUGUGGUGCUGAAGAAGGAUGUGGACAGUGCCUAUAUGACCAAAGUCGAGCUGGAAGCCAGGGUGGGAGCUCUGACAGAUGAAAUCAACUUCCUGAGGUGCAUCUACGAGGAGGAGCUGUCUCAGAUGCAGACGAUCAGCCGGGACCUGUCCGUGGUGGUGUCCAUGGACAACAACCGGCACCUGGACCUGGACAGCAUCAUUGAGGAGGUUCGGCGCCAGUACGAGCAGAUCGCCCAGAGCAGCCGGGCUGAGGCUGAGGCCUGGUACCAGAGCCAGUACGAGCAGCUCCAGAGCACGGCCGGCCGGCACGGGGACAACCUCCGCAACACCAAGAUUGAGAUCCAGGAGCUGACCAGGAACAUUCAGAGGCUGCGGGCUGAGAUUGAGAAUGUGAAGAAGCAGAACCAGCAGCUGCAGGCAGCCAUUGCUGAGGCCGAGGAGAGAGGGGAGAUGGCUCUCAAAGAUGCCAGGUUGAAGCUGGAAGAGCUGGAGAGUGCCCUACAGAAGGACAAGGAGGAACUGGCUCGCCUGCUGAAGGAGUACCAGGAGCUGCUGAAUGUCAAGAUUGCCCUGGACGUUGAGAUUGCCAUGUACAGGAAGCUGCUGGAGGGGGAGGAGAACAGGCUGUGCAACGAUACCAUGUCCAACGUCAAUGUCUGUAAGUAUCCGCCCCGGGGUCCUUCAGAAAAAGCAUCAGACUGUCUUUACAGAGACAGCCUGCGACCGGGCAACGGGACAUAACCUGUGCUUCUCUUCCAGCUGUGGUGGGCAGGACGACUGUCUCUGGAGGCAGAGGAGGCAUGGGAGGCGGA